Magallana angulata is the source of this 2254-nucleotide messenger RNA. RefSeq lists its product as uncharacterized. The transcript has 2 exons. Lineage: Eukaryota; Metazoa; Mollusca; Bivalvia; Ostreida; Ostreidae. Gene Ontology annotation, molecular function: zinc ion binding; nucleic acid binding. Bases 569 to 1549 code for a protein of 326 amino acids. The record is from RefSeq and is a predicted model, not a curated record.
UUUGAAUAAUUAUUUUAUUUUGAUAUUUAUUGAACAUUUAUAUAAAAAGAAAAGUGUCUGUGGUUUUGGGGGAUUGAACCGGGUGCCUUUGGUCUGUGGGCUUGUGACUUAUACCACUAGGCUAAGUCAGAUUUAUAUUUAUAGCAUAUCUUUAUUAUCGAAAGUACAUUUAGGUUUUUGGUUAAUUAUUUUGUGAUGUCAUAGAAAGAAUAGCAUUCUGGGUAAUUCUUGCCUAGCUCAUUUUCAUUGUCCAAGAGAAAGGCAAAGAGAGAAGUCAAGAAAUUUAACCUUCACAGUGUGUCCUUGCUUAGGAUCUGUCAACAUUUAUGUAUAUCAGGAAAUAAAGAACCUCAACACAAUAUUCAGAGUGUUACAUUUGGCGUCGCCGGUAGGAUUCCAUUCGGUUUCCCUGAGAACAACUUCCAGAAGGAAGACAGCUAAGAUACAAGUUGACAGCGCACAUUGUGAAUAGUGAGUAAGUGAUAUCAACUCAGAGUGAUUAGUGUUCACAACAUUGAAGUUCAACAGACAGAGUUGUACCAUCUCUGGACAAGUUUCACAAGCCACAAUGGAGGAAGAGAUAAAGAAGUUACAGGAUCAGAUCAAGAAUCUAGAGGCUAAAGGAUCCCAAGUACCAGUUGUUUAUCUGAAAUCAGACCGCAAAUUUCCCAAGUUCGGAGGCCGACCUGUCAAAGACGGAGAUCCGGAUGUCUACGAAUGGAUUUCCGAUAUGAGAGAACACAUUCAGUCCACUAAAUCGAAAGAUGAAUUCGUAGAUUUCAUCAUGGACCAUCUGACUGGAUCAGCGAAAUCAGAAGUCAAACUUCGACCUUUACAGGAGAGACAAACUGGAAAACAAAUACUGGAAAUUCUUGAGACCGUGUUUGAAAUCAAAGAAACAACUACCCAACUUCUUCAAAAAUUUUAUCAGCGAGACCAAAGACAGGAUGAAACGCUCGAAAAAUACUCUCUUGUGUUAACCGAGAUGGCUCAGAAAAUCAACAGAAAAGAAAAGAAAGAUCAAGUGAAUGACAUCAAGUUGACCGAGCGAUUCAUUGAUGGCAUAGGAGAUCAAAGUACUAGACAAGAGCUAAGGAAAGUUGUGUUAGACUCUGGCAACAUUCCAUUCUUUGAAUUCAGAAUGAAGAUGCUACGCUGGAUAGAGGACAAUCCUAAUGUGGAUGCGAGCAUUAAGAAAACAAUGUGUUCUCCUACUCAAAGUACUGAACUAGAUGAACUGAAAACUUUGGUCAAGAAACAACAAGAAAUGUUAGAAUGGCAGCAAGAACAGAUUGACAGAUUAACAAAGAAAUCUGAUGAGAGACUCGAUAGACAAUCAUAUUAUCAACAAGAGAGAGGAAGAUCAAGACAACGAUUCGGCCCUAGAUUUAACAGAGGACGUAAUGGAAGACAGGGAAGUAACAGAGGAAGGCAGUGCUACAACUGUGGUGGAUUGGGACAUAUGUCUAUGAACUGUCCAUCUGAAAACACACCCCCUACAGGAUCACGUCGUACAUCCGGUAACCCAAACUGGAAACCUUCUCAGUGAGGAGUCGAGCUGUGAAGGAAGAGGACCAAGACUCAGCUGAAACCUUAUACCAGAAAAUCAACAGCGCCGCAGCCAAGUGUCCAGAAACUUAUAUAGAAAUUAACGGAGUGAAAGUGAAAUGUUUAUUAGACACUGGGGCUCAAGUUUCAACUAUUUCAGAACAUUUUUACAAGAAAUACUUACCUGCUUCAAAACUCAGUAAUACUUCAAAGAUCCUUAAACUUUCCGCAGCAAAUAAAUUACAGAUCCCAUAUCUUGGAUACACUGAAGUUUGUUUGCGAAUUCAAGAUACUAUGUAUACAAAUGUUGGAAUGAUUGUAGAGAGUGUGACUAACUGCAAUGACCCAAUUCAAGUUGUACUAGGAUGUAAUGUUCUUAGAAGCGUCCGAAAACAUGCGUUAGAAACAACUUCACCUGUAAUACAUGAUCCAGUGUGGGAUAAUGUGAUGUCAGUUCUAGACUUGGAGAAAGAAGUGAAACAAAUUGGAUUUGUGAAACUAGCAGGUCGUCAACCAGUUAACAUUCCUGCAAACUCGAUGAAAGUAGUAUUUGGUACAACAAGACGGAAUAAGUCCACUGCACCGUAUACCGCCAUAGUUCAAGCUAUAUCUUGUGAAAACGGAUCUUUGCCGAAGAAUAUAUUGAUGGUGGAUACUUUCGUUGAAAUGAAAGACGGGAUAGUACCUGUGAAACUGAUGAAUAUUG